Molecule: messenger RNA, 1194 nt
Organism: Plasmodium berghei ANKA
Lineage: Eukaryota; Apicomplexa; Aconoidasida; Haemosporida; Plasmodiidae
Product: conserved Plasmodium protein, unknown function
Exons: 2
Coding region: 1-1194 (397 amino acids)
Source: RefSeq, a predicted model, not a curated record
AUGGUUUGGAUACUAGCCAUUAUUGUUUUAGUAAAAUUGGUUAUAUGGCAAUAUGGAAUAAUAAGAUGUUUUAAUUUAGUCGUAAAACGGCCUAAUGGUCUUUUUAUAAAUUUUAAUGUUCCUGGAAAUUAUAAUAUAAGAAAAAAAAAAUACAUUAGUAACAUAUUUAAGUAUAGUAAUAAAUUACCCAUAAAAAAUAAUAAAAUAAGGGUUUUAUCGAAUAGCCAAAAUGAAACAAUUAAAAACGAGAAAGAAAAUAAUAAUAUCAAUACCAAAGAUAAGAAGGAACAAAUUUUAAAAGAUAUACAAGGAGUAUGGAAAUUUUAUUUUCCAUUGAGUAUAAUGGAUACGGAAUUCGGAGACGACAAAGAAAAGGAUAUCAAUGAUGAUGAAAAAAAAUGUGAAGAAAAUUAUGAAGAUGAGGAUGAAGUAAAUGAAAGAAAAAAAAAAAAAAACGUACCACUUCAAGAUGAAAAUUAUGAUUAUUCAAACCUUAAUAUAUUAAGGGGCGAACGAAUGCACCCAUUACCUUUAUUUGUAUAUAACUAUGAGGAAAUUAUAUCGGGAUCCAACUGCACACGUGCAUACUGGUCUAUCGAAUAUUUUGCAAAUAAUAUAUAUGACUGUACAAUAAAGUUAAUUAAUAACAUGAAUAGUAAAUAUAUGGUUAUAUUACAAGGGUAUUUAUUUAUAUCUAAAUACAAUAUGUUAAACAGUAAAAACAUUCGUUUAGUUCCUGGUCAAAUAUUUGGGAAUUUAUUUUUAGCAACCAAUGGUAAUGCAGAGAAUAAUUCAAUAAUUCCACCAAAUAUGAAACUAUAUGAUAAAAAUGAUAUCGAAGUAAAAGAUGUUAUGUCUAUUUUUGAAAAAAAAAUUCCCGAAUUUAGAGAAAAUAAAAAAAAAAUAGAAUCAUUUUUGGGUGUUAGGAAAUGGAAAUAUAUAGGAAUAUCAACAGCUUAUAGGAUAAUAGGAGAAAAAACAAAUAUUUUUAAUAUAAAACAUUUAUUAACUGGAAAAGAUGAAAGUGUUAUAUAUAAUAUAAUGGAUUUUGAUAGGCUUAAUUCAGCAUAUAAUUCAAAUAAUUUUUCCAAUUUAAACGGUAUAUUUAAUUCAUAUUUUGAGGAACCUUCUCGUGCUGUUUUAUCUCAAAUCCUUAAAAAUCUACAAGAUAAAUCUAUAAAUGGGCCAUUUUAA